UUUAUUAAUAGGUUCAGAUGCGUCGUGAUCGAAUGAUCUGUCACGAUCAGUCACGAUCUGUCACAAAAAUUAUUCGACGGUUCGCUAGUUAAUCUAUUGAAAAUUGCAGUUCUUCAUUUCUACGAAUAUAUCGCGGAAUAAAGCUUCUCUUGUUAUUGAAAAAAAAAAAAAAAUGGCGUUAACGAAUGUGCUGCUUCUUAGUCAGAUAUCGGGAUAUAUCAUAGCUAAUAUCUUGUCACUUUGUAUUAUCAUACCUAUGAGCUUGCACCAAAACGAAUUUAGAGGGCAUUGUCUAUUGUUCUCUACGGGUACUUGGCAAGAAUCGGAUGGACAAUUUGUAGUAAACUGGGCUUCGCGAGCUUAUUGCAAUUAUACAAUUAUCGUUGGUGUGAUGUUGUGUGUGACAUCUGCAGUACAGAUCUAUCGACUUUCUAUAUUUAUGUAUCGCGGGGAGGACAGUUCCUUUUUGUCAGCCUUUAUUGAUGUUAUCAGUUCCAUAUUUCUCACGACAACUACCUUGGUUGCUGCUGUUAUUGUAACCCUUGGUUUCAUGACUUGGUGUCAAUGUAUGACGAAAAGAUUUCCAUCCUGCGAAUUGGCAGCUGGAAAUGACAUUGAUAAAGCCGAUGGGAUAGAAACUUCUGGUUUUCAUAUAGAACUAGGUGCAGCUCAAUUUGGUAUCUGGACCAGUUUAUCUAUUUGGGUUGGUUUAUCAGUUUUUGCAGUGUUGAAGUUGCUAAGAUAUCAUCAGUUAGAAAAUAUGAAAGUUUCCAUGUACAGAGAGAGGCAGAGAUUAAUAGAAGCUGCUAGGAGUAACGAAAUACAAGAAUAAAAUUAGAAAUUCAA
This is a messenger RNA of Hylaeus volcanicus, 846 nucleotides long. RefSeq names its product transmembrane protein 179. Bases 173 to 832 code for a protein of 219 amino acids. The transcript has 2 exons. The record is from RefSeq and is a predicted model, not a curated record. Lineage: Eukaryota; Metazoa; Arthropoda; Insecta; Hymenoptera; Colletidae.